CGUCAAUUAUCAUUCCAUUCCUACAGGCUACAAUGAGUUCUGUAAAAACUUAGUUUUUUCUCUUGUUUACAACGCAAAUUUAUAUUAUCCAGGCCUUAUAUUAUAAAUUAUUAAAAGAAGUACAUACAUUACACAAUGGAGACAAUAGUUUCUACGGAAGAUAACACGUCUUCAGACGUAGAAGAAGAGUUUAAAAUUCCAAGGCCGGCUACAAAUGCCCGUAGCAACAACGAAGGUUUAGCUUCACGGUCAGUUUCAACUUCCGCAGAAAUUCACCAGCUAGAAGAAAAAAUGAGGCGUAAAUUGCAAUUUUUCUUCAUGAAUCCUAUAGAGAAAUGGCGAGCGAAACGUAAAUUCCCUUACAAAUUUGUCGUACAAGUGAUCAAAAUAGUGUUGGUAACUCUCCAAUUAUGUUUAUUUGCCCAUAACAGAUAUAAUCACGUAAAUUAUACUUGGGAUAAUCGUAUCACCUUCUCACACCUGUUUUUGCUUGGAUGGGAUUCAACUCGCGAAAUAAAUGCUUAUCCACCAGGAGCAGGGCCACUAGCUGUAUACAAAUUGGAUGAAUUUUAUAAUACAUUGGACUAUGCAGUCAAUGGCUAUGCUAAUUUAUCGAAUGCCAUUGGCCCUUAUUCUUACGAUAACGAAGAUAACAAUAUGACUGACCCUGUGUUCUGUGUGUACAAUUAUAAAAAAGGUAUUAUAAACGGUUUCAAUGAAAGUUACGAGUUUAAUUCGGAAAUCGUUUCAAAUUGUAUAAAUUUUACUAAACCUGAAGGGGAGUUAUUUAUGUCUAAACAACAUGUAGAAGCAGCUGGGCUUGAUAUUAAUUUUGCAGCAUUAGUGCGAGCGGAGCUUAUGUUUUCUAUAAAAACAAUCAAUUUUCGUGCCGCAGGGCCCAUCACUCCGCCAGAUUGUUAUCGGUUUGAUGUAGCGAUUGUUUUUGACAACGUGGAUCAUGAUGGGCAAAUGUCAUUGGCCCUAGAGGCUGAACCGUUCAAGCUGAUAUGCAAAGGUGAUCAAGCGUACAUCACAGAUAACCAAAUUGACCAGAUACUACGAAGUAUUUUGAAUAUUUUUGUCAUUCUCAUCUGUAGCGCGUCUCUUCUGUUAUGCAGUCGAGCGAUUUACAGGGCGCAGCUUUUAAAAGAACUAACCGUACAGUUCUUCCUACGAACAUACAAUAAGCAGCUAAGUUUAGAUGGUCGUUUGGAGUUCCUCAAUAUUUGGUAUAUUAUGAUCAUCGUUAAUGACAUUCUUAUCAUCAUGGGCUCAGCGAUAAAGGAGCAAAUAGAAAGAAACCAAUUCACUAAUGAUCAAUGGAAUGUAUGUUCACUUUUCUUAGGUACAGGUAAUUUACUGGUUUGGUUCGGAGUGUUAAGAUAUUUAGGUUUCUUCAAAACAUACAAUGUGGUUAUAUUAACACUCAAAAAGGCAGCUCCGAAAAUAUUCAGAUUUUCAUGCUGCGCUUUAUUGUUGUACGCUGGUUUUAUGUUCUGUGGCUGGUUGAUUUUAGGACCUUAUCACAUGAAAUUCAGAUCACUAGCGACUACAUCUGAAUGUUUAUUCUCAUUAAUAAAUGGUGAUGAUAUGUUCGCUACAUUCUCUAUAAUGUCAAAGAAAUCACCAAUGUUGUGGUGGUUUAGUCGUGUAUAUUUGUAUUCUUUCAUAAGUUUGUACAUAUAUGUUGUACUCAGUUUAUUUAUAUCUGUUAUCAUGGAUGCGUAUGAUACGAUAAAACAAUAUUAUAAAGAGGGAUUCCCAAAGAGUGAUUUGCAGCAAUUUAUAGGGGAAGCUAAUAUUGAGGAGGUUUCGUCUGGCUUAUAUAGAACUCAUAGUUCAACGUCUUUAAACGCUUUCAUGAACUCUUUAUUUUGUUGUAAUGUGUACAGAAGCGCGUACUCAAAAAUAGGUGGCAACUCUACUCUUAAUUUAUUAUAGGCUCUGUAAUUUAAAAUUAGCUUUUAAGUUAUUUGGUAGCCAUUGUAAAUAGGUACUAAACAGUACGGAUGUAUAUUUUUGUCACAAAUUAAGAAUUAUUGUUAUUAAAUUUAAUCAUGUUGUAUAAUUAACCACCGAAGAUUCUAAUGUACGAUAGGUGGAUGUUGUUUUUAUUGUAAUGAUAUUUUUAUAUUGUUGCAAAGUGCAUGAACUUUACCAUUGUAAUAAAAGUUUAUAUUGUAAACUGCAAUUAAGAUUACACAAUGUAUCAAUCCUUGAAAAUAUAUACUCAAUAAAGCAUGUGCAUAGCAA
Colias croceus (clouded yellow) is the source of this 2253-nucleotide messenger RNA. Its product is annotated as mucolipin-3-like. The record is from RefSeq and is a predicted model, not a curated record. The transcript is spliced from 2 exons. Gene Ontology annotation, molecular function: NAADP-sensitive calcium-release channel activity. NCBI's taxonomy places the organism in Eukaryota, Metazoa, Arthropoda, Insecta, Lepidoptera, Pieridae. Gene Ontology annotation, cellular component: plasma membrane; lysosomal membrane. Bases 136 to 1941 code for a protein of 601 amino acids.